Molecule: messenger RNA, 4300 nt
Organism: Talpa occidentalis (Iberian mole)
Lineage: Eukaryota; Metazoa; Chordata; Mammalia; Eulipotyphla; Talpidae
Gene: GTF3A
Product: general transcription factor IIIA
Exons: 9
Coding region: 1-1287 (428 amino acids)
Cellular component (GO): nucleus
Source: RefSeq, a predicted model, not a curated record
AUGCGCAGAAGCGGCGCCGGCGCGGGGCGGGGCUUCCUGUCAAACGCCGGGGUUCCAGCCCCGCCCCGCGGGCGCUCCCGGAAGCGCGCCACGGCCGCGCGUUGGGUCGGCCCGGAGCUUGGGCGCCGGCUGCGCAUCUGUUCGCCGCACGUGGCUGGGCGCGUGGCCGAGCGCCAGGUGCCCGCAGCCCUGGAGCCGCCGUCAUCGGUCACCCAGGCGGUGUCAUCCCUGACUAUCGCCGACGCGUUCAUCGAGGUCGGCGAGAGCCCCGUCCCGCCUCCGCGGCCCCCCGCGCCCUCGAGGAAAUUCAUCUGCUCCUUCCUCAACUGCAGCGCGAAUUAUAACAAGGCCUGGAAGCUAGACGCGCACCUGUGCAAGCACACGGGGGAGAGACCAUUUGUGUGUAACUAUGAAGGGUGUGGCAAAGCCUUUGUCAGGGACUACCAUUUGAGCCGCCACAGCCUGAUUCACACUGGAGAAAAGCCUUUUGUUUGUACAGCUAGUGACUGUGACCAGAAAUUCAACACAAAAUCAAACCUAAAGAAACAUUUUGAGCGCAAACAUGAAAAUCAGCAAAAACAAUAUGUAUGCGGUUUUGAAGGUUGUAAGAAGACCUUUAAGAAACAUCAACAACUGAAAAUCCAUCAAUGCCAGCAUACCAACGAAUCACUCUUCAAGUGUACCCAUGAAGGAUGUGGAAAAGACUUCGCCACGCCCAGCAGGCUGAAACGGCACAGGAAGGUGCACGAGGGCUAUAAAUGUCAGAAAGAUUGUUCCUUUGUUGCAAAAACAUGGACAGAGCUUCUGAAACAUGGGAGAGAAGCCCAUAAAGAGGAAAUAAUAUGUGAAGUAUGCCAGAAAACAUUUAAACGCAAAGAUUAUCUUAAGCAACAUAUGAAAACUCAUGCUACAGAAAGGACUGUCUGUCGGUGUCCAAGAGAAGGCUGUGAUAGAACCUUCACAACUCUAUUUAACCUCCAGAGCCAUAUUCUCUCUUUUCAUGAGGAAAGGCGCCCAUUUGUGUGUGAACAUGCUGGCUGUGGCAAAACAUUUGCAAUGAAACAAAGUCUCACCAGGCAUGUAGUGGUACAUGAUCCUGAUAAGAAGAAAAUGAAGCCCAAAGUGAAACGAUCUCGUGAAAAACGGAGUUUAGCCUCUCAUCUCAGUGGUUAUAUCCCUCCUAAAAAGAAACAAGAACAAGGCUUAUCUUUACCUACAAACAGAGAGUUGCUCAACUGUACCGAAGGCCAGGUGCUCUCGACAACUGCAGUACUUGCCCUCAGCUAGUACCACCAGAUUGCUUUGUUGAAAGGACUGCAGGCCAGCCAGCUCAAGUUAUUUUUCUCAGAAGCCCCCUCCCUUUUUAUAAUUAAAAUCACUGAUGCAGAACAUCCGAUUCUCUAUCAUUUCCAUGUUCCUUGUUCAAAGUGUCUUCAUUCUGGGUUCCUUGUAUUUCUCUAUAUGCUUUCUCUUCCUUUUUGCUCAAAGGACGAAGAACACACAUCACAGCUUUUCCUCCUCUAGCAGGUUGUGGCCUGGAUGAGAAUGUAGCUAUUCCAGGCAUAGUCUCAAGUAUUUGAUUAAAUAUCUCCUCCUAAAAGAGGGAAAACAAAUAAGAUUAGUUAAAACAAAUAUAAUGAUAUUGACUCUUCGUAGUGUUAGUACUCUAUACCCAUAAAAAGCAGCAUUAUUGAAGUGCUGCUAUUUAAGUGAUUAACUAAAUCAAUCUGUACAUUUCUAGUUAAGCUGAGUGAAACCAGUAUAAUGACCAGGAAGUUAUACAAACUCCAUUUAACUACACUAAUGCAAUAAAGGGUUGCUGGUUUUAAAUCCCCAGUCUGUGAAGGCACUGUGGGGCUAGCCUUGGCCCCAGACUGCCCUCUUAUAAAAAGAACAAAAAGAAUGGGUUGGGGCAUCGGCAGAGUAUACCCUUAUCCUCUUUCUUAGCUCAGUGUAGAUCCUAACACUCACUAACACGGAAUCACUUGGGGAGAUUAAAAAACACAGACAUUCUAGAGACCUAGGCAUAUGGAAUUCUAAGUUGGAACUAGAGUUGGAAACUUAGUUGAUAAGUUACAUAACUCUAGAAGUGAAACAUGUUUUAAACUUAUGUGGGGAUUGUCAACUGAUACACACCUCCUAAAAGACAAUUUGACUUUCUAUAUAAUACUUCUCAUGGGCAUUUAUAAAGAGGAAAGAAAUUUGACAAAGGCAAUCUCUAUAAAAUCUAGCUUUGCUAUUUAAAUGUUAGAUAUGUUAUAAUUUGUAAAGUAGAACAGUGUAGUCUUUAUGAAGUAGAAUGUUUUCACAUGGCAAAUGUUUAUGCUACAAUGGAAAAUGUAUAUACAUUUUGCUUGCAUUCUGAAAAACACACUGCAAAGCUGUUAUCACUGGGUAGAAUUAAUAGUCACUUUUCUUUGCUUUUACAUUUUUCCAGACUUUCUACAACUGUACUUUUUUUUUAAGAUUUAUUUUUUAAUACAAGAGCCUAUAUAGGCCACAGGUGUGGGGGGUAAGAGGAUUCACCAAAGACAGAGUGGGGAGCAGAACAGAACUGACUGAAAUACACUGCUGAGGAGAGCAGCUGGUGAGACAGGAGAGGUCUGCUGCGCCAUGUGGGUUAGUUCCCUGGCCAGGGAUCGAACUCAAGCUGCAUUGGCUGCGGACUGCUUCAUAGUGCUGAAACUUAACCCCUUGCACCAUCAGGAAGGCCCUACAAUUUUUUUUUUUAUUAUUAAAGAUUUAUUUAUUUAUUUAUACAAGCACCGGGUAUAGUCAGAAGCGCGGGAGGGUGAGAGAAUUCACCAGAGCCAAAGCGGAGAGCAGACUGUAUUUCAGACUGACUGAAAUACACUGCUGAGGGGAGCAGUGGGCACGGCAGGAGAGAUCUGUGCGCCAUGUGGGACCCUCGCUGGCGGCUGGCUCUGCAGAGGCUGGGGGUAGCUUCGCAGCCCAGCGCUCAACUGCUGCGCCACCAGGGGAGGCCGUACAAUUAUAUUUUCUGAUCAGAAAACAAACACAAGCUGUUACUCUUACCUACUUUUACUUACCAUUUUAUUUUCUGGCUCUUCUUUGUUCUUCCCCUUCUUUAUAGUAAUUUGAACUUUGUAUUUUUUCUCAAUCCACUGUUGAAUCUGUUUACUCUUUGUGUCCAAAUCAUGUUGCCCAAUAUUUGAAGAAAAAGUUAGUUCCUUUGUCAGGGUAGGUCCUAGUUUGAAACGGUGAGACUUGGUGCUAGUACUAUUUACAAGCUCUGAACUUGACCACAUCUAUUUCGUAAAAUCUUAGGUGAACCCAAACUAUCCUCUUCUGAUUUAGUUUCACAUACCAGUACAUAUAUCUUUUUAAACAGAUGAGACAGACAUAAAAGUACUGACUUUUUUACCUGCCAAGAAGAGAACUUAAAUAUAUUCCAUUUAUUGUUACCAUCAUUUGAAAACACUGAAAGAAUAGUUCAUUAAAAAUAAGUUUAACUUUGCAAUAAACAUAAAACACUAAUUAAAGGCAUAGGGACUACUAAGAGUCUUCAUAUGAAAGAAAUUACACACACAAACUUCCCCAAAUGGACAGUCUAAUGUGAAAAAAUACAACUUAAAAGCAAAUAGGAAAUUGCUGUCUAUGAUCUCAGGAUAAGAGAAGUAUUUCAUUAAGAAAUGUCUGACAAUCUAUAUAAAAACACUAAUGGGUAAUAAAACGCAAAAAGUGAAAAAUCUUAACUGGGAUAAUGUUUUUUUAUCAUGCAAAACAGAAUCCUAGAUAGUAGGAAUAAACCAUCAAAGCAGGAAGAUGGGAGUAAGAAUAGAUAAUUCACAGAAGAGGAAACAAAUGAAAAUGUAAACAGAUUCUCACCCAUCAGUAUUGCAAAACACAGUGUCUGACAAUACCAAGUACGGGUGAGGAUGUAGAGAAAUUUCAUACACUGAUGAUGUAUGGGGGUGAUGAUUUGCCCCAUAGUAUAUGGAACAUGCAAUGGACAAAACUGGUGGAUAUGCUCACUAUUCAAAUGAUAAAAAACUGGAAACAAGUCCAGUGUUCACAGAAAUGGAUUAACAAAGUGAUGGUAUAGUCCUAUGAUGAAAUGUCACUUGAUAAUUAUAAUAAAUUAGUACAGAUGUUACAAACAUAGCUUGAAGAUAGUGUUGCUUCUAAUUUUUAUGCAUACAAAAUUCUCUAUUCUUUUUAUGAAUGUAUUUGUAUAUAAUUGAAGUUUUAACAAUGGGCUGAAUCUAUGCUGAGUCCACGGGAGUGAACAGGUGCUUCUGGGAAGGGGAGAGGGAAUGGGAGAAGGCACAUGGGGGAC